Messenger RNA from Acanthisitta chloris (rifleman), 1387 nucleotides. Its product is annotated as carbohydrate sulfotransferase 5-like. The transcript has a single exon. The record is from RefSeq and is a predicted model, not a curated record. NCBI's taxonomy places the organism in Eukaryota, Metazoa, Chordata, Aves, Passeriformes, Acanthisittidae. Gene Ontology annotation, cellular component: Golgi membrane. Gene Ontology annotation, molecular function: N-acetylglucosamine 6-O-sulfotransferase activity. Gene Ontology annotation, biological process: keratan sulfate proteoglycan biosynthetic process; N-acetylglucosamine metabolic process; carbohydrate metabolic process. Bases 26 to 1207 code for a protein of 393 amino acids.
UUUGUGUUGCUCAUCCUCAGUGACAAUGGCAAGGAUUCGGAUUCCUAGCACAAUUGUUAUACUUUUUGUUGCAGUUCAGACUGGAUUCUUACUCUUCAUGUAUGCCCGGUAUAGCAGCUUCAUGCCUCAGUCUGAAGAGAAACCAUCUCAAGUCCACAUCCUCAUUCUCUCCUCCUGGCGGUCAGGAUCUUCUUUUGUUGGUCAACUUUUCAGCCAGCACCCCAGUGUCUUCUACCUGAUGGAGCCUGCGUGGCACGUGUGGGUUACCAUGUACCAGAACAGUGCCAAAGUCUUGCACAUGGCAGUGCGGGACCUGGUCAGGUCGGUCUUUCUGUGUGACAUGUCUGUGUUCGAUGCUUACAUGCCUUGGAAAAAAAACUUAUCUGACCUUUUCCAGUGGGCAGCAAGUCGUGCUCUGUGCUCAGUUCCUGCUUGUGACUCUUUUCAACGUACUGACAUAACCAGUGAAAUGGCAUGCAAGACUCUCUGUGGACGCUACCCGUUCAGCAAGGUGGAGGAAGCCUGUAAAACUUACAGCCAUGUUGUCAUCAAGGAAGUUCGAUUCUUUGACUUGAGGGUCCUCUACCCCCUUCUCACUGAUCCUUCUCUGAAUCUCAAAAUUAUUCACCUGGUUCGUGACCCCAGGGCAGUUGUUAAGUCACGGGAACAGUCGGUCAAAGCAUUAGCCCGUGACAAUGGAAUUGUCUUGAGUACCAAUGGCACCAAAGUGGAAGACAGCAAAUACAAAGUAAUGCAAGAGAUUUGUAGGAGUCACGUUCAAAUUUAUGAAACCGCUACUCUAAAACCACCGAAUUUCCUGAAAGAUCGCUACGUAAUGAUCCGUUUUGAAGAUCUGGUAAGAGAUCCGUUAUCAGAGAUCUCAGAAAUGUAUAAAUUUGCAGAUCUUAGUUUGACCCCUAGGCUCAAAAGCUGGAUCUAUAAUAUCACACAUGGACAGGGAUCAGGGAAAAAGAAAGAAGCCUUCAAAAUCACGUCUCGAGAUGCAGUUAGUGUUUCACAGGCCUGGAGAAAUGUUCUUUCCUUCCAGAAAGUUAAGAAAAUCCAGGAAGUUUGUAAAGGUGCUAUAAACAUGCUUGGCUAUCAGCUGGUGGAUUCAGAAAAAGAACAAAGAGAUCUGACAUUGGACUUGGUGUUGCCAAGACGACAAAACCAAUUCAGUUGGUCGUCAUUUAAUCCAAAGCACUGAGACAAUAUUUGUGAGAGUUCUGGGGGAUAGGGCAGGGUAGAUGUUUGAAUAUUUGUCCACUGUGCAGUAUCUAGUAAUUUGGCAAUCCUUGGCUGAUGACUUUAACUAUCUUUCUGUCUACUGUUUUUCUGUAAAGGAAGGAGGUUUUUUUAACUGAGUUUUUUACACCUCAAAAAAAAA